This is a messenger RNA of Arvicanthis niloticus (Nile rat), 1146 nucleotides long. The record is from RefSeq and is a predicted model, not a curated record. NCBI's taxonomy places the organism in Eukaryota, Metazoa, Chordata, Mammalia, Rodentia, Muridae.
AUGUUCAAAAGGCACAAGUCCCUGGAACGCAAGAAGGAAUUACUAUUCCAGGGACUUCCACAGUCCACAAUGAAGAAUAAUACAAGAAAUUUUCACUCUUUGUCACAACUUGUACUCUCAGCAGGCCCGCUAAAAACUACUAGAGCAAUCAAACAUUCAAAAACGACUCACUUUGAGAUUGAAAUACUGGAUGCCCAUACAAGAAAACAGAUAUGUAUUGUGGAUAAGGCCCAUGUCACUCGGGCCUUUAUCUUUCUCAGUUCUCGGAACUGGAACUUGCAGAAUCCAGAACAGCAGUGGCAAAGACCACUGAAUCCCAAUUUGUCACAAUGGGCUUACAGUCCAAAGUGGUACCCUUCUCGAAUUGGCCUACAACUAGAAUAUGGUGGCCCAUAUUUGAAGGACUACAUCACAGUUCAAAGUGUCGCUGCUUCCUCAAUUAUCACACUCUAUUUUACAGACUUGGGUCAACAAGUCGGGUGGACCACAGUCUUUUUGGCUGAAUACUCAGGACCUCUGUUAAUAUACCUUCUUUUUUACUUGAGGAGCUCAUACAUAUAUGAUGUCAAGGAGAGCUCUAGAUGGCCCCGACACCCUGUGGUGCACUUGGCUUGCUUCUGCCAUUGUAUCCACUACAUCCGACACCUUCUGGAAACUUUAUUUGUUCACAAAGUUUCUACAGGACUCAGUCCAAUGAAAAACUUGAUAAAGGGUUGUGCAUUUUAUUGGGGAUUUACUUCUUGGAUGGCUUAUUAUAUUAAUCACCCAAGAUAUACACCACCAUCAUUUGGAAACAGGCAAAUAAUAGUGUCUGCUAUCAACUUUUUGGUUUGUGAAGCUGGAAAUCAUUUCAUCAAUACAGUGUUGGCUCAUCCUAAUCACACAGGAAGCAAUGCCUGUUUCCCAAGUCCAAAUUAUAACCCGUUUACAUGGAUGUUUUUCCUGGUUUCCUGUCCUAACUAUACCUAUGAGAUCGGAUCCUGGAUUAGUUUCACAGUCAUGACACAGACACUUCCAGUUGGUAUUUUCACAAUCUUAUUGACCAUCCAGAUGUCUCUGUGGGCACAAAAGAAGCAUAAGAUUUAUCGGAAGAAAUUCAACUCAUAUGUUCAUAGGAAAUCAGCCAUAAUUCCAUUCAUAUUAUAA